Messenger RNA from Acanthoscelides obtectus, 1023 nucleotides. Lineage: Eukaryota; Metazoa; Arthropoda; Insecta; Coleoptera; Chrysomelidae. The record is from the annotation of a GenBank genome assembly.
CUUCAGUGUAUACUGCAUUAUGUUUUGUGCCGCCCCGCCAAUCCAAAACAAAACAGGGAGAUACAAGAUAUAAAUAAGAAAUUCAUAUUUCUGAAGUAAUGUCUCAAAAGUUUCAUAUACGCCUCGCUUCUCAAAGGGUAAAUACAAAUAUUGCGGAAAAUCGGAGGUAUCCGAAAAUAUUUACACCUGGAGAAACAAUUACACAGCAACACGAGUUCAUGAGGGGGCAUGGUACUUAUGAAGAUAAUGGGGAACUGAAGUCCUCUGUAGCUGGGGUGCGAGAGCAAGUCAACAAUCUCAUAUCUGUAAAACCUCUUAAAAGUAGAUAUAAUGGAGAAGUGGGCGACAUUGUAGUUGGAAGAAUAACUGAAGUACAGCAGAAGCGUUGGAAAGUUGACACAAAUGCUAGAUUAGAUUCCAUACUUCUACUUUCUUCAGUGAAUUUACCAGGUGGAGAAUUAAGACGAAGAUCAGUUGAAGAUGAGCACAUGAUGAGACAGUACUUACAAGAAGAUGAUCUGAUAAGUGCUGAAGUACAAUCUGUGCACUCUGAUGGAACAUUAUCUUUACAUACUAGAAGCUUACGAUAUGGUAAAUUAGGACAAGGUGUGCUUUUAAAAGUAUUCCCUUCAUUAAUCAAGAGAAGCAAGACGCAUUUUCACAACUUGCCAGUUGGAGCAAGUGUCAUAUUGGGUAAUAAUGGUUUCAUAUGGAUUUGUCCUGUGAUAAACAAUUCUGAAGAUAGUGUGGGUGGAUUUGUGCAAAACUUGGAGGAAGUAGUACCUUUACAAGAACGAGAGACAAUUGGAAGAAUCAGGAAUUGCAUAAAAGCACUUGCAAUGUGUAAAAUGAUGUUGUAUGAUACCAGCAUAUUAUAUGCAUACGAAGAGUCUUUGAAAUAUUCCAUUGCAGAAUUGCUUGUCCCAGAAGCUAUGAUAGAUGUUGCUAUACUAACACAACAUAGGCUAAGUAUUAUUGAAGUGUAAGAUUACUCUGUGUUUGGAAUAUAAUGUUUAUAUUAAA